GCGCACAAGUGGCCCUCCUGAGGUAAGCAGUCGAGGCGGGGUCCGGAGCAGAGCUUUCUGGUGAGAGGAAGAGGAAAAGGAAGUCGGAGGCGGGCUCUAGCGGGGCGUGAACCGGAAGUGUAAGCGUCUUGCUUCUCCCCAGCUAGGCGGAACCUGCUCUGCUGGGCCCAACGGCCGCAAAAGAACUUUCUCCCGCCUGAACCGUAGCCGCGGCCCGCUGUCUCGCCCGCUCGUCGGCCUGAGGCACGUCGUUUCCUCGUCGGGCCUAAUCGCCGCUUCUGCCCGGCCCGCCGGCCCACCUCGCUGCAGUGAUGUGCGACAAGGAGUUCAUGUGGGCCCUGAAAAACGGAGACUUGGAUGAGGUGAAGGACUAUGUGGCUAAGGGAGAAGAUGUCAACCGGACACUAGAGGGUGGGAGGAAGCCUCUUCACUAUGCCGCAGAUUGUGGACAGCUUGAAAUCCUGGAAUUUCUGCUGCUGAAAGGAGCAGAUAUUAAUGCUCCAGAUAAACAUCAUAUUACCCCUCUUCUGUCUGCUGUCUAUGAGGGUCAUGUUUCCUGUGUGAAAUUGCUUCUGUCAAAGGGUGCUGAUAAGACUGUGAAAGGCCCAGAUGGACUGACCGCCCUUGAAGCCACUGACAACCAGGCAAUCAAAGCUCUUCUCCAGUGAUGGAUGGAUGGACUGAUAACUUGGGAAGAAUGACUCUCCUGUGGCCUCACACUGCUGCCUGUCUGUCUGUCACUUUCUAUCUGCCAGCUUCUUCAGCUAAAUACUUUAAGAGGGUGAAGGGAGAGAGAAAUUCAUAAAAAUCAGACUGCCAGGGGGGAAUAAAACAUGUUUUGGAGGAGCAGCGGGGAAUGUGAUGAGACUUUUACUGGGAUUCCUGAUCAAACCAGCCUGUUUUUCAUUUCCAGUAAAAUAUACAGCUUAUACCCAAGGGAGAGCAAAAAUAUAGUCUAUUGGAAUCAUUGGACCUUCUCAGCUCCCUAGCUAAUUUAUUAAUUAGUGUAUUGGAGGUCUGACUAUACAAGGCCAACUCUACUUAUUUGGUAGCCCUAGCUGUGAGCAGUAGUGGCUGCUGUUAUGUCAACAUAGGGUGCUGAGAUAAGCAAUUAGCUACAGCCUUCUGCCUUAAGAAUGCACUCUCCUGGGGGCUCCUGGCUAGUUAAGAGCGCUGCCUGCGGUUAGUGACCAAAAUCCUUGAAUGACUUUUAUCUUUAUGUAAGAGCUUAGAUAAGGUAAGGAGCAGCGCACUCCUAAAUUGCUGGAUGACUAAACUUUGGAUUUUCUCUCCCCUUUCACAUCAAUUUCAUGUCUCUUUAGAUAAAACUGACUAGUUUUAUUUAUAAAAUGUUAAAUUCUAGGAGUCUAAAGGAGGAAUCAUUCCAGUAGGCUUAUUUCUUUUUUUUCUCCUUUAGACUCAGACAUUUAUAUAACAUUGAAACACUUUGAGACUCCUUCUGGUAGUAAAGGAGAUUUAAAAAUAAAAUCAUAGCCAUAAGCGUGUUAGUAUCUUACAAAGAGAGAACAGUUGUCUUAGUACCUAUGGAUUUUCUUCAUUUGCUAUUUGAGUGAACCAGCCUUAGUUGCGUUUGGAGAAUGAAGAAUAUUCUUUGGAAUGCCUCUCUAAGACCCACCAUGGAUGCUGAUUUUGUAGUGCACCAAAGGUAUCACUGGGGUGAGAUGUACUAUAUUUGGACAGAUGGAACCUCAUCCCUUCAAAAACAUUCUUGUUACCAGGUUUCCCUGAGCUGGUAAUAGACUCUUGCUGGGCCAAUACCACCCCACCUGCAUGGUGUUUUUAUCUUAACAAUCAUUCAUUGCAUACAUGUGACGACUUCAGAAUGCAUUCUGUGUCCUUCUAAUACAGUGCCCUAAAACGGUGUUCCCAAGACCUGCAGAUAAAAGAAAUUUAUCUCUAAAUUUUUCUUUGAUGAUCAAUAAAAUGAAUUAAAAUAUACAACCUUAAAUUUGAUGGCCUACAUUUAAAGCAUUAAGAUGUCUUUGGCUUUUAAUUUGCCAUCUGUACAGGCUUACAAAAACUAUUAGAAUCUUUCCAUAGCCAAUCAUGCAAUAAUUGAAUGUACCUCAAAUUUUUAAAGGGCAGGUGAUAGGAUAGGGACUUAUAUUCACAUUAGGGAUAAUAAUAGUAAACCUAACAAUGAUUUUUUUAAGGCAAUGUAGCAUCAUAUAGCAGGGUUAAACUAUUACCAAGAAGAGUUAGCCUGGCUAAUAACUAUUAAUCAGUUGAUAAUUGGUUGGGGUGGGUGUGUGUGUGUGUGUGUGUGUGUGUGUGGGUGUGGGUGUGGGUGUGUGUGGGUGUGUGUGUGUGUUCUCCCAUAAACUCUUUUUUAUCCUGUGGCUUUUUCACUUUCAACUAGCCUGCCCCUGUAGUUUUUCUAUGUCCAAGAAAACAAUCACAAAACAGUAGUUUAAAUACUUUGAUAUAUUUGGCUAACUCUGCUGUCUUAAUGCAGCCUACUAGAGUUGGACAUCCUACACUUAAUCUUAGCCAAAAGGCCAAGAAGCUAUAGAGUUGGACAUUCUGCUAGGAAGUAGAAGGCACUUGAUCAGUCUGUAGGUCAAUAUAAUGCAACAGGGUGUUUUGAGACCUUUGUUUUCACCUCUUGGCAUACUACUAUUUUAAAGGCUUGAAUUUUACUUUUUACACCAUUUUCAAUUUUUCUUUCAAAGUGUUCUGUUAUAGUUGGCUAUUGCAGAGUGUAUAUUGUCUCAUCAUUCCUGAACUUGGGUCUGCUUUCUACAGUCAUCAUGGUACCAAAACCAUAUGAUUCUUUGUACAGUUUCUCCCGGUGUCCUUGUAAUGCAGUAGAGGCUAUUUUGCCUUCCCCCCUUUGUUGGCCAUUUUGUAAACCCAUAGCUAUGAAGUGAUUGCUUGAGAAAAUAGCAUAUAAACAUAGACUAGGAUAGACUGACCAGGAUGGUUUACAGUUUCUUUAAAAAAAUAAUAAACAAAAAAUAGACAAAAAAAAAAAACUAGGUUAUUUAUAAUGUAUUUCUGAACCACUUGGCAGAGAAAUUCAUGACACUUAAUGUUAAUAUUUUUGAAUAAAUGAAGCUAAAAUGUCUGCUUUUGGUACUACACGCAUUAAUAAAAGGUUAAGUUUUGUUUUCCACUGAAGUACUAUUUAACAUCUCAGAAAAGAAAACCUGCAUGUUCUAUAGUUUUAUAUUAAAUCCAUCAUUUCAUAUGCACUGUAUCAAGUAAAAGCAGGUAACUUGCCUGUCAAUGGUUAGUGUACUAACAGAUCUGCCCACCCCACCCCCAGCUUCAUGCCAGCAUAUGUAGAUUUGAGUUCUAACACAGCACUUGGAUAUCCCAUGUAGUUCUGUGCACAAGCUCACCUUUCUAGAACCAGCUGGGCGCAGAAGAAAGGCAGUAACUGCAGCAUGUGAAAGCUCAAACAAGCCUUCUAGCCAUUUCUUUCUUUCCCCAGAUAAAAGGAGCUUCAAUAUAUGUGUACUUGGUUUUUAUUAACUUCAGCUGAGCUGCUGUUUUCUUCAUGUAAUAUUGUAUACUUGGUUGUGUAUAGAAGAAGCUGGUAAGAGUGCCCUCCUUCAUAAAUAAGCAAUUGCAGUGUUUUGCAUGCAAAAUUUUAAAAAAUUAAAUUGUCCUGAUUCUAUUUUGUAAAUGGAGAAACAAUCUUUCUAAGCAGUAUGGAGGAAGACUAGUGCUUUGUGCAUUUUUGGUAUAUUUGAGUUCAUGUUUCCACAAUGUCAUUCCUUUUGACACAGUUGGGUUUCUCAUAAGUAUCCUAGUUCAUGUACAUCCGAAUGCUAACUAAUACUGUGUUUAAGUUUCGUGUUGCAAGAACAAAUGGAAUAAACUUGAAUUGUGCUAUAGAUAA
Messenger RNA from Arvicanthis niloticus (Nile rat), 3868 nucleotides. It is a transcript of the gene Mtpn, whose product is annotated as myotrophin. Gene Ontology annotation, cellular component: BRCA1-BARD1 complex; BRCA1-A complex. Gene Ontology annotation, molecular function: ubiquitin-protein transferase activity; protein binding. Gene Ontology annotation, biological process: protein K6-linked ubiquitination. Lineage: Eukaryota; Metazoa; Chordata; Mammalia; Rodentia; Muridae. The record is from RefSeq and is a predicted model, not a curated record.